AUGGACGGCGGCCGCCGCGGGACACAAAGGACGGCUCGGCGGCGGCGGGCGACGCGGCGCGGGGCCAUGGCGGCGGCGGCGGUGGCGGGGCCGGGCAUCGGCGGCGGUGGCGGUGGCCCGCGGUACAGCCUGCUGGCCGAGAUCGGCCGCGGCGCCUACGGCGUGGUGUACGAGGCGGUGUCAGGCCGCAGCGGCGCCCGGCUGGCGGUGAAGCGGAUCCGCUGCGACGCUCCCGAGAACGUGGAGCUGGCGCUGGCCGAGUUCUGGGCCCUGACGAGCCUCCGGCGGCAGCACCCCAACGUGGUGCGGUUCGAGGAGUGCGUCCUGCAGCGGCACGGCCUGGGGCAGCGCAUGAGCCACGGCAACAAGCGCAGCCAGCUCUACCUGCGCCUCGUCGAGACUUCCCUCAAAGGUGAGAGGAUCCUGGGCUAUGCAGAGGAGCCUUGCUACCUGUGGUUCGUCAUGGAAUUCUGCGAAGGGGGAGACCUCAACCAGUAUGUGCUGUCCCGAAGGCCAGACCCAGCUACCAACAAGAGCUUCAUGCUGCAGCUCACCAGUGCCAUUGCCUUCCUGCACAAGAACCACAUUGUCCACCGGGACCUGAAGCCAGACAACAUCCUGAUAACUGAGAAAUCUGGCACCCCUGUGCUCAAGGUGGCUGACUUUGGGCUGAGCAAGGUCUGUGCUGGCCUGACUGCUCGGGGCAAGGAGGGUGGGCAUGAGAACAAAAAUGUGAAUGUGAACAAGUACUGGCUGUCCUCAGCCUGUGGCUCCGAUUUCUACAUGGCACCCGAGGUAUGGGAGGGACACUACACUGCCAAGGCUGACAUCUUUGCCCUCGGCAUCAUCAUCUGGGCCAUGAUUGAGAGGAUCACUUUCAUUGAUGCCGAGACCAAGAAGGAGCUGCUGGGCACUUACAUCAAGCAGGGGACUGAGAUUGUGCCCGUUGGGGAAGCGCUGCUAGAAAACCCAAAGAUGGAGCUGCACAUCCCUCAGAAACGCAGGACUUCCAUGUCUGAGGGGAUCAAGCAGCUCUUGAAAGACAUGUUGGCUGCUAACCCGCAGGAUCGACCUGAUGCCUUUGAGCUUGAAACCAGAAUGGACCAGGUUACAUGUGCUGCUUAAAUUCAGGGCAGGGCACCGCUGUGCUUUGCAGCUGGAUUUAUUUACCAGGGACCCAUAAUCUCCAUUAUUUACGUGCAACAAGGAAGUCAAAGAUAAGGGAAGAUAAUGAUACGGAAGAUCCCUGGUCUACAGGAUUUCUGGCAAUGUGAAAUAUCUGGGUGUUACUUUUUUGAGUUGGGAAGGGGUGUUGUGGGAAUGUGGGAGGGGGCUGCAGGGGCCUAUGGAAGAUCACAAGCUGGCAGCUGUCACACUCACAAGACUUUGAAACAAGAUCCGGAGAGCAGAGCUGCCCUUGCCGAGCCCUCCCCAUGUCUCCUGUGCUGCUGUUUGACUCAGUAGAUGUUUCUAGGGAUGCGGUUUCAUAGGGAAGUGGGAAUCAGCGGCCUGAUGGUGAGGUGUGCUGCCAGGCACCAGCUCUGAGUCCAGCUGGGCAUAGUUUUGGGUUCAAAGCUAUUGAUUUUGCCUAGGGAAAAUGGGAGCAAAGUGAUGGCUAGGUUUGCAUUGGGAGUGCAGUGCUUUAGGUAAAACAAGUCUCUUGGACCACACGUUGCAAGCAGCUAAAUAACUUGUGAGCAGCUGACAUUAGAAUAGAGUAGGAUAAAUAAGCUGGAAAAGCCAUUUGGCAGAGCAGGUCUUCCCGAUCUGUAUUUCAUGACCAUCUUGGUUAUUGUCUUUCUAUUCAGAGGCAACUGGGGAGCUGCUGAGUUCAUUUUCAGGUUGACAUUAUCUGAGUACAGGAGAAACAGAAAGCAGUCCACUGCUCUGAUCCAUUUAAUGCCAAACUUCAGUCGAUAGGAACAAUGCUGUGGCGAGAAGGAUGUUUGGCCUUAAUGGGUCAUGGGCUGGCUUCUAGCCUCCCACAGGACACCUUUCCCUGCUAGAUAAUGAUCUCCAGGAAGCAAAAGGCAAUGCUGCUGUUCAAGGUGGGUUAUAGUACAGUACAGCUCAGGUCAGGAGAUUGGAACCUCAGGCUGAGCAGUUAAUACUCGAUUUCCUUGCCUAUAUUUAAAGCAGAACUCCUAUUCUGGGGCUGCCCUGUGUUGAUGAUCUUUAGACUUUGCUCACUGUAAAUGCAAUGUAAAGCAUCACCUCUUC
This is a messenger RNA of Sturnus vulgaris (Common starling), 2220 nucleotides long. It is a transcript of the gene STK35, whose product is annotated as serine/threonine kinase 35. The record is from RefSeq and is a predicted model, not a curated record. Gene Ontology annotation, biological process: protein phosphorylation; negative regulation of G2/MI transition of meiotic cell cycle. Gene Ontology annotation, cellular component: cytoplasm; nucleus. NCBI's taxonomy places the organism in Eukaryota, Metazoa, Chordata, Aves, Passeriformes, Sturnidae. Gene Ontology annotation, molecular function: protein kinase activity; ATP binding.